AUCUUCCUUUUCGGCUCAUUACAGGUACCUGAACGUUCACUCUUUUUCUACACCACCUGCUUAACUAGAUUCACACAGUUGUCGCGUGAAUUGCUAUCAACACUCUCGACUGCUACUCACACCUCUUGAAAACCCGUUCGCAAGCCGACUUUCCCGACAAAGACCACCCCCACCAGAGAACAAUCGCAACGAUGGCGCCGGGGAAGACGUCGUGGGACGACGAGGACUCCGAUAGCACGCCGGCUUCCUCGCCACCACCGCCCGUUGUACGCCGCGGCAAGUUCGACGACGAGGAGGAAGAGGAUGUUCUAGAGUCGUGGGAUGCCGCCGAGGACAGCGAGGAAGAGCGGGAAAAGGCAAAGAAAGCUGCUGAGGCUAAAGCGAAGGCUGAGGCUGCUGCAAAGGCAGAGAAAAAGUCCAAAGCACAGCGCUUGGAAGAGCUCCGCGAGCAGCGACGAAAAGAGCGCGCCGAACUGGAAGAUGGAGAGAGCAGCGAGGACGAGGACGAGGCUGCGAAGCGUCAACGAUUACGCGCUCAGGAGAUGGCAAGUGAUCUGGCAAACGCCGAAGAUCUGUUCGGUGGAGGCGGCAGUGGGCCAGCUAAGCGCGGCACCAACAAGGCCAUCACUGUAGAAGCAGAGGCCGGCGAUCCUACCAGCGCUGUCGACCUGUCGAGCCUGAAACUCUUCAACCCCACGUCCGCAAAGGAAUUCGCGACUCUUCGGGAAACUCUCGUCCCACUCUUCACCAACAUUGCGAAGAAGCCGCAAUACGAGCUGUUUAUGAAGGAAUUCGCCAAGCAGAUCGUAAAAGAGAUGAACAGCGAGCAGAUCAAGAAGGUGUCUAGUGGACUGACAGCACUGAGCAAUGAAAAGCUGAAGGAGGAGAAAGCUGCUGAGAAGGGUGGCAAGAAGAGCAAGGCAGCAAAGACGAAGACCACUCUUAAUGCAAGCAGGGAUACGUCUCGCGCGGCAGAUCUGGACGCUUAUGACGAUGAUGGACUAGAUGAUGGCGAUUUCAUGUGAGCAUCUCCUGUGCAGAUACAUACACACCAACACGACUGAGGUUCCUUCUCGCGUGGCGGUGGGAUGUUCGGGAAUGCUUACCAGGCUCUGGACACGAUACACGCUGUCGCUGUAAGCACAGAGGAAGAUUCUUUCAUUGCAUGGAGCGGAGAGCGUAAUCAUUUGCUAUGAACCAAACAACAGCGAGUAUAGACUCUGCUUUGCCAGUCUGCUUCCCUCUGAUUUAGCGCUCCUGACAUAUGCAGAAACCCCUUUUUGC
Messenger RNA from Sphaerulina musiva SO2202, 1284 nucleotides. Its product is annotated as translation initiation factor eIF3 subunit. The record is from RefSeq and is a predicted model, not a curated record. Lineage: Eukaryota; Fungi; Ascomycota; Dothideomycetes; Mycosphaerellales; Mycosphaerellaceae. The coding region runs from base 192 to 1025 and encodes 277 amino acids. The transcript is spliced from 2 exons. Gene Ontology annotation, cellular component: eukaryotic translation initiation factor 3 complex; cytoplasm. Gene Ontology annotation, molecular function: translation initiation factor activity.